UUCUCUGUAAGUAAUUCCUGUUCAGCAUUCAGAAUUCGAAGUUAUUUCUCAUAGUUGUUCUGGAUUGUUACGAAGAUGUGGAGUUCAGGAACAGAUAGAAAAAGUUUCGAAUCUGAGGAUGAGAGUGCCCUGUCUUCAGAAGAGGAACAAGACAUUCAGUGUGAGAUUUUGGAGAAGCAAAGGGAUGAAGCUAAUCAGAGGCUGUCCAAAAUGGAGGAAGCAUCCACUCAGCUGCUGAAGGAGAUAAACUUGCUGGAGAUUCAGUUUCAGAUUGAACGCUCAUGCAGAGAGAACGCUGAGGCCUUUGCCUUAAAGGUGACAAAAGAGAACAAGGUCUUAAAGAGAAAAAGUCAGGCUCUCCUGCCCUUGAUUCCAGAGCUGCCUGAAAACCUGGCCUCUCUGAACCUGGACCUAGAAAAUGACUCUGCUUCUGACACAGUGGAAUUGGCGGAAGAGCCUCUCCUCAAAAGUCAGGCCCAGAUCCGAGAGCUUCAGUCCUCGGUUGAUCAGCUCUUGGGGGAGAAGAUGCAAUUGUCUGAGCAGGUACAACUCCUGAAAAAAGAAAAAGAAGAACUGAAAGAACAGCUUGAAAUGGAGAUUCAGGAGAAAGAGGCCAUUUUAAGGAAGUUAUCUAAACAAAGUCGAACAGUGAACAAAAUUAAAAGAGUAUCCCAGCUUGUUACGGAACAGUUUGCAGAGAUGUCACAGAAAUUGGAAAUGGAGGAAGGACUCAGGCAUCAUGCUGAAGAGUUUGCACAUCAGGUCCUGGUGAAGCAGAAAGAGAGCCAGAGGCAGAGCCUGGCCCUGGUACACAAUGUACAAGUUGACACACAACUUCAGCAAGCCCUUGAGCAGGUGGCCCAGGUCAGCAAAGCGCUGGAAGAGUUACGUCUGCAUUAUCAACAACAGAGGAGUCAGUCUCAGGCAGUGAUGGAGGAGUUUAAUGCUCUUACUGAGCUGCAGAUGGUCAGAGCACAGCUAGAGACCAACAUGAAAGAGAGGCUGAAGAUAGAAAAUCAGUGGAGAGAUUCGCAAAACACUGUGACAGCACUGCAGGAGGAAGUUAAGCAGCUUCAGGACAUGCUGAAAACGGCCAAAGAGAAUCCUCUAACUGAAUCUAGCCUAUCAAGUGAAGAGAAAAUCACUCCAGCUCCACUUUCUUCAACUCCUUCUCCUCCACCACCACUAGCACCAUCACCUCCACCUCCUCCUCCACCACCACCUCCUCCUCUUCCUCCUUCUGUGCUUUCUACAAGUCCUAUUGACCCACUGGAUGCUUUGAGGAAUAGAAGGAAAGUUGGAAACAAUACUACUGACUCUAAGAAACCUGCAAUGUCUGUAGAUUUGAAAGCCAGGGCAGUGGAUGAAAUGAUGGAGAGAAUUAAGAAAGGGAUUGUACUGAAGCCCACUCAGAAACUGCCACAAACUGGACUGGAUGAAGACUCAUGGACGGAUCAAAGAAGUGAUAAGAGGAAAUCUGCUGUCCUUGAGUUGCAGGGAAUACUGGACACCAUAAAAAAAGCACCUAAAAGGAUUCCGUCCAGGAAGAGGAUUAGUCGUAAUGUGGGGGAGGUGGAGCUUCAGAUGGUCUUGCAGAGGAGAAGGCGGGCAAUUGGAGAUGAUAAAGUCUCCCCACCCACUUCAGACCCAAAAUCUCAUGAUCCACCAACGGCAUCUACAGCCACAGGUUCCUCAAACUGGUUAGCUGAGAGUGGGAAUGCUCCUGUCCUUCGGAGGCUGAAGCAGAACCAGGAAAAGAGACAGUCACGCAUCAGAGCAUCAGAAUGUAUCAUCUGGGAAGACAAGUAAAGAUAAAGACAGCGAAUGUGGUUUUCUUGUCAUCCUAUUGUUAUUAAUACAAUGAUUGCAUAACAAUUGGAACCCAAAUAAAGUUAACAUAAUUCUUGUCAAAACAAAAAUAUAGUUUUAAUUUGAUGGGCUCUAUUGAAGAUUAGUUUUUAAAGAUCAAAUAUACUGACACUUUAAAAAAAUAUUUUAUUAUACAUUAAAGAAAAUGUUAUUGUGUAGAACAUAGUCCCUAAUUACCAUUUUUUUAAAUGUAAAUUUGAAAGUAAGUAUUCAGUUUAUUUUUGUACGUAUUACCAAUUGAUCAGGUUUAUCUGUUUAUCAAAAAACCUUUAUGGUUAAUGAAGAAAUUAAACAUAUGUCUUCUAUGGUACAUUUAUGAAUAUUUUGUUUUUUGCUUUGCUAGAUUUGUGUGCUUCUAAGAAAAAAAAAGUGAUACUGUGAGGUGUCAUCACUCUUUCUCUCCUCAUCUCUUCGUCUGUUUUCUCUAUGUGUGUGUUUUUAAAAGCCUCUAGGCAAGUUCAUUCGGGCAUCAAGAAGAUGGGGAGAGGUGCUUUUUUUCUCUCCACACCAUCACACUGCUAUUCUUUGCUAAAAGCAUUUAAGUGGAAAGGAAUUAUUUGCACUGUAGUAGCUCUUGGCUUUCUGCUUUUAAACUCAAUUUAUUCUAUAAGAGUUUUUUGCACCCCCUUGAGAGAGCCCUUUAUCUAGCAAACAUUAUAAAGAAUUUAUAUCUCUCGCCAGGAAUUGUAAGGUGUCUGAUUUCUCUCUGUGUGCAUGUUGGGGGUGGGGUUGGCCUCUAAAGGGUGGUUAUAGAUGUGUGAUUUAGAUGAGGGUGGCAUGGUGGCACAGUAGGUAAUAGUGAGACAUUGCCGCCUCACAGCUCCAGAGUCCUCAGGUUUUAUCCUGAUUUAAGGUUAUUGUAAGAGCAAUAUAAUAUUGAUUUUUUUUUGUUUGUUUUGCAUGUUUAAAAUCUAAAUGAAGGAACACAUGAUGUGGAUCAUGGUUUUGCAACAAGAGGUUUGUGGAGACACUGUGGGCAGAUUGUGAGUGUGAUGGAAUUAUCAGUGACGUAUUAUGUUACAUCUUUA
Messenger RNA from Hemibagrus wyckioides, 2897 nucleotides. It is a transcript of the gene shtn2, whose product is annotated as shootin 2. Bases 76 to 1809 code for a protein of 577 amino acids. The record is from RefSeq and is a predicted model, not a curated record. The transcript has 17 exons. NCBI's taxonomy places the organism in Eukaryota, Metazoa, Chordata, Actinopteri, Siluriformes, Bagridae.